AUCGCGAAACAGACUAUGAAUCAUACAUGACAUAGUUUAUGCUUUAAACGCGAGCGAACUGCUCUCUGUCCGCGGGCGCAAAAUUUGCCGCAGAGUGUUCUCUAGUCUUCUGAGCGCCUCUGAGCGAAACAAACCUCGGACAGUCUCUCAGACAGCGAAUGGACCUUCGAUCUUCAGCAGCACUACAGCUAUGAUGAAAUUACAAUCAAAAUGGCUACCUUUAUAUUGAGGCCUCAACAAGGAGGAACGGACAUUGCGAUUCCCCGGGGUAAAACUACAAUCGGAAGGGGACCUUUCCUAGGGGUUUCUGAUAAACGAGUGUCGAGAUCGCACGCAGUUCUGGAAUUGACAGAUGGAAAACUCACUAUUUUACCCCUUCAUAGCAAUCCAACCUUUUACAAAGCUACUGGAAAGGAAAAGUUUAUUAGCUUGAAGAAAGAUGAGACCAAAGACCUGGACAGUGGCAAUGUCAUCUCCCUGCUUCCUGAAAGCCUGUGUUAUGAGGUCAUCUGUGAGGGAAGCUUGGGCAAAAAUGGUGUGGAAAAAGAACAGGAAAAAACCUCCAAAAGCACGGAAACAGAUACUGUUCUUCCAGUAACAGAUAAAACUGUGGCACCUGAUCAGGAAAAGCCUUUGGCGUCAUCAAAAGUGCCUACAGAAUCAUUCCUUGAUGAAUUUUUGGACGACAGACNGGAGGCACAUCAACGAUACUAUUCUAAGCAAGAGACAAGUUCACCAUCCAAGCCAGUAGUGGAGCCAGCUCCUUUGUUACAAAAGACUCGCAAAUUGCCAUCCUGGUUGACACAGUCGAAAAGUGACACAAAAUCUCCAGCAAAGAAAGUAGGAAACAACAAAGGGAAAACUCCAACCAGUGGUACAGAGAAGAAAACAGGUGCCUUUUCUUUUGAUCUACGUGUAGCGAACAAAGGCGGGCAAACUACCAAGAAGUCGACAUUGCCAACCAAACGUAAACAAAAGACUGCAGAAUCUGAUGAGGACUUUGUUGUUAGCGACGAUGAAGAAGAGAAGCAUUUGGAGCAAACAAAAAAGACAAAAAAUGCAACUAAGAAAAGAACAUCAAAUAGCAUUGACGACAGCGAUGAAGACAUUACACCCACCGCAAACAAGAAAGCAAAGAGAAAAAGUCGUGAAAUACAGAGUGACAGUGGCGACGACUACGAACCUGUACGACCUGAAAAGAGUAAACCAGUUAAACCAGUUUCUAGGGAUGCUUCCAGUGGAAGUGAUGAAGAAGAAGUUAAGCCUCCAUCAAAGAAACGUGCAGAGGCGAAAAAAACAGAGAAAGACAAGAGCAAAACUUCAAAGCUUCCAUCCUGUCCAUAUGGAAGCAAAUGCUACAGGAAAAAUCCUGCACAUUUCAAAGAAUACUCACACCCUAGCAAGGAUGGUGAUGACGCGGACGAUGGUGAAGCUGCUGCAGAAGACAGUGAUGAUGACAGACCCGAAUGUCCUUAUGGGACGGGCUGUUACAGGCGGAACCCGCAGCACAAACGGGAUUUCAAGCAUACAGAGACCCCAGGACGUCCUAAACGGAAGAAAGCCUCGAAACACAGGAGUGUUCUUGAUGAUGCUAGUGAUGAUGAUGACGAACCAAACACCUACGAUUAUAAUGACAGCUUUUUAGCUGAUGAUGGCGAAGAAAGUGGUAGCAGUUACUCAGCGUCAGAUGACUCUGAUUGGCAGCCUCAAGGAGAUGAUGAUGACGAUGCUGACGUUGAUGAGGAUGUUAACGAGUUGUUAACUGAAGCGCGUGGCUUUCUACGGAGUAAAAAUAUGACAAGGCCUGUAUGACGGAGUUGCUGUAAUACAUGGUAUUGUUGUUGGAAGCUGUUAGGUUUAAAGGACCACCAUCUUGAAAGUGUACUAGAGCGGUUUUCAAUUGGCUGUCGUCGUAAUCACUCUGGCCAAUCACAAAGGACACGGAAAAUCAAAUGAACCAAUUGAAACUCGAAGUAGACGCAUGUAGCUGACGCGAAGCGCGGGAAAACGCGUGCGAACGAAUCACGAUUGGUUUUGAUUUGACUUCUGAUUGGAU
This is a messenger RNA of Orbicella faveolata, 2056 nucleotides long. RefSeq lists its product as uncharacterized. The record is from RefSeq and is a predicted model, not a curated record. Gene Ontology annotation, molecular function: protein binding; 3'-5' exonuclease activity; DNA-(apurinic or apyrimidinic site) endonuclease activity. Lineage: Eukaryota; Metazoa; Cnidaria; Anthozoa; Scleractinia; Merulinidae. Gene Ontology annotation, biological process: double-strand break repair. Gene Ontology annotation, cellular component: site of double-strand break; nucleus.